AACCGUUAGCGAGACAGCGGCCGCUGAUAAUGUUACUAUUUAUUCCGCACGCGCCAUACACGCCCGGUUCGGCUUAUAACCCCCCUCUCUCUCUCUCUCUCUCUCUCUCUCGGAGCGUGCACAGCCCGGCGAGAGAGUGCAUUCGUAGGAGAGCACGACCGACUAUUGAUCGGCCGGUCGACAGUGCGCCAGCGCAAGUCGACCGGACGAACCGAGGCAUUCACGAGCCGCCCUCGGCCUUAGUGCGUUUGGUCGACUGUUGGUUUAGCCGCUGUUAUGCUCGUCGUCGCACCGAAGCGUCCUUAGAUGCUGCCAUCAUGUCUGCCAUCAUGUCCGGUGACAGGGAUUAUAUCGGCUUCGCGACGCUACCGGAGCAAGUGCACCGAAAAUCGGUGAAGAGGGGCUUCGAGUUCACCCUGAUGGUGUUGGGUGAGACCGGCCUUGGCAAGUCGACGCUCAUAAACAGCCUCUUUCUCGGCGAUCUGUACAAAGACCGGCGAAUACCGGAUGCGGCAGAGCGCGUGGCUAAGACCACCUCUAUCGAGAAAAAGACAAUGGAUAUAGAGGAGCGCGGCGUUCGGCUCCGUUUGACGAUCGUAGACACGCCAGGAUUCGGCGAUGCGGUAAAUUGCGAGGACACGUGGAAAGCAUGCUCGGCUUACAUCGACGAACAAUUUCGCCAGUACUUUACGGACGAAAGUGGAUUAAAUAGGAAAAAUAUUCAAGAUAACAGAGUACAUUGUUGUUUGUACUUUAUACCACCGUACGGUCACGGCCUCAGGCAAAUUGAUCUCGAGGUAUUGCGGCGUUUACAUCGGAAAGUUAACGUCGUUCCCGUGAUAGCGAAAGCGGAUACUUUAACCACUCACGAGGUGAAAAAAUUGAAAGAACGGAUUUUGGCAGAUAUCGAGGAGCACGAGAUUCAGAUAUACCAAUUUCCGGAUUGCGACAGCGACGAGGACGAAGAAUUCAAGCAACAGGAUAAAGAGCUAAAAGCUUGUAUACCGUUCGCGGUUGUCGGCAGCUCGACAGUACUGGAGGUUGCAGGAAGAAAAGUCCGCGGCCGGCAAUAUCCGUGGGGCGUAGUGGAAGUCGAGAACCCGAAGCACAGUGACUUCGUCAAACUAAGGACGAUGCUAAUAUCGACGCAUAUGCAGGAUCUAAAGGACGUCACGCAGGACGUUCACUACGAGAAUUUUCGGGCCCAAUGUAUUUCUCAAAUUUCGCAGCAAGCGAUCCGGGAACGGAGGUAUUUACGCAUUAAAUUGAAAAGAGAUUCCGGACCGCAUUUCGAGAACAGUAUAUCCGACACCGACCGGCUUCUUUUACAAAAGGACGAAGAGAUACGAAGGAUGCAAGAUAUCCUGGCGCAGAUGCAAGAGAAGCUCAAAGCGACCGGUCAAGUCGGCGGUGUCGGAUUGAGGGGCCGUGUCGGCAGUCUCGGCAACGAUUUAGAUUCCGCGGACGUCGAGAAGAAACGGAAUAGUAUUAUAGACGUUUGAGAAGCGUAGGUUAUUCCCUCGGGAUAUAUUCAGGAUAUCAAGUUUAUAGCCCGAGAGGUCUGUACAUAUUUCGUUCGAUUCUUGACAAGUUUUCCGAUAUAUAUUACACGAAGCCGCGUAAAAUAUACACGAGAUUUAAAACUUUUCGAUUAUGGAUUCACAUUCGAGAAAUUGUGGCAAUUUUUAAAUUUAUUAUCUAUAUCCAUUCAACUGCCUUAUGAUAAAUUAAAAUUUAAGCAAAGCAAACAUUUAUCUCCGCUUAUAAUGAAAUUUAUUAAUAUAAUUAAGCCAUUUUCUCUCUUCAUCAUAUGUUAUCUCUCAACGCGGUAGGGAAGAUAAACUUAGAGCUGUCAAAGAUUGACGAGUGUUCGCUCGUUAAAUAUUCAAUCGAGUCAAAUUUGUACAGAUCGACUACAUCCCGCUUUACGUCUUACGGUGAUACGUAAAAGAAGACACGUAUUUUGUACUUAACGCGCACAUAGAUAAUUUAUACAAAUACAUAGUAGACAAGCGUAAUUAUAUCAAAAAUUUAUCAAAAGAUAUGUGUAUGCACUGAUGCAUGCUCAUUGCAAGGCGAAUGUGUAAUUGAUCGCGCGAGCAUCGAUAUCAGUGUAGCAAUUUUAUUUAGUUCAUCGUUUGCUAGUGUAAGACUUAUAGCAUCGAAAUAUAUACCAAUCAAUUUUGGAAGAUAUGAUAAAUUAGAAAUGAAUACGCACAAUAUGUUCCGUGAUUGUAAAUUACUGAUGUCGGGGAAAUUAAUUUUUUUCGAAGAAAAACGAAAGUAUAGGCACGACUUUAAAUUAAUUCUUUAAUUCGUUUUACGAUCGUUCUAAAUUAUAGAGAAAAUAAUAUGUAGAUGUUUUUCUAACAAUAAAUAUGCCAUAUAUAUAAAUAAUA
Messenger RNA from Cataglyphis hispanica, 2399 nucleotides. RefSeq names its product septin-2 (gene Septin4). Gene Ontology annotation, molecular function: GTP binding; GTPase activity; molecular adaptor activity. The record is from RefSeq and is a predicted model, not a curated record. NCBI's taxonomy places the organism in Eukaryota, Metazoa, Arthropoda, Insecta, Hymenoptera, Formicidae. Gene Ontology annotation, cellular component: cell division site; synaptic vesicle; microtubule cytoskeleton. The transcript is spliced from 9 exons. Bases 30 to 1502 code for a protein of 490 amino acids. Gene Ontology annotation, biological process: regulation of exocytosis; cytoskeleton-dependent cytokinesis.